Molecule: messenger RNA, 3053 nt
Organism: Papaver somniferum (opium poppy)
Lineage: Eukaryota; Viridiplantae; Streptophyta; Magnoliopsida; Ranunculales; Papaveraceae
Product: subtilisin-like protease SBT1.1
Exons: 2
Coding region: 481-2823 (780 amino acids)
Biological process (GO): proteolysis
Molecular function (GO): serine-type endopeptidase activity
Source: RefSeq, a predicted model, not a curated record
AUUUUGGCAUAGCUAGUAGAGACUCGAAACCUCCCAUGUGGGAUUCCUAUUUUAAGGCUUAUUCUUUGGAAGCGUGCAAUUCUUUCCAAAUGAAUUCAAGAACUUUUCCCAUUACAGACAAUGACGCAAGUACAAGAAAAAGAGAGUUAGAUGAUACUGUAGUAGAGUAGUGGUCCUAUUACUUGUGCAACACUACUGCACUGUAAGAAUCCUAAAGAAGCCAUAACUAAUUUGUCAACUCUCCAGCAGUAAUAAAACCAACCAUGUAUUCAUAUUACCACCUCCAUCGCAUGCCUAUAAAUGCUUCACUUCUGCCUAUUUCGGUUUUUAUAUCCUAAACCUUCUUCUCACUUGGUCCUUUGCGUGGAAAAAUACAAGAAGCAGGUAUCUCCUAUUUCAGUUUGUAUAUCCUAAACCUUCUUCUCACUUGAUCAUUUGCGUGGAAAAAUACAAGAAGAAGUAAACCAGGAGUAAACAAAAAUGUUUACGCUGAAAAAGAAAUCUUCUUUGUUGCUGAUUACCAUGGCGAUAUUAUCAAUGAUCCUCGAGUUAGAGGCAACGAAAUCAAUGACAUAUAUAGUCCACAUGGACAAGGAAAAAGUUGAUGCUUUGGAUCAAAUGCUUGGAGAUGGCAAGAGAUGGUAUGAAACAGUAAUUGAUUCUAUUGGUGAUAGUGACGCUGAUGAUGAAGAGCCACAAACACAUCUACUAGAACCUCCCCAGCUCUUAUACGUUUACAAAAACACCGUCUCGGGAUUUGCUGCCAAGCUUUCGCCCAAACAAGUUGAAACUCUAAACAAAGUCGACGGGUUCCUUUCUGCAACUCCUGACGACAUGUUCAGCCUCCACACUACCCACACUCCUCAGUUUUUAGGUCUUCAAAAUGGCAAAGGACUGUGGCAGGCUCCUAAUUUGGCGUCAGAUGUCAUUGUUGGAAUAAUCGACACCGGAAUAUGGCCUGAACACGUCAGCUUCAGCGAUGCGGGAGCCAAGUACAUGUCUCCUACACCUGCUCGUUGGAAGGGGCACUGUGAAAAUGGACCCAAGUUCUCGUCUUCGAAUUGCAAUAAGAAGCUAAUUGGUGCAAGAUCCUUCUUUAAAGGAUAUGAAGCUGCGGCUGGAAGAAUCAAUGAGACAACUGAUUAUCGAUCACCGAGAGACUCAGCAGGGCAUGGAACCCACACUGCAUCGACUGCCGCUGGUAAUAUAGUAACGGGUGCCAACCUCUUUGGAAUGGCUAAAGGAGCAGCUGGCGGAAUGAGAUACACGGGGAGAAUUGCUGCUUAUAAAGUUUGUUGGCAAACUGGCUGUGCAAGCUCUGAUAUACUAGCUGCUAUGGAUCAAGCUGUUUCUGACGGGGUUGAUGUGCUUUCUCUCUCUUUAGGUGGAAUUUCAAAGCCUUACUACAGUGAUAACAUGGCUAUAGCAGCAUUAGGGGCUAUCCAGAAGGGUGUUUUCGUCUCAUGUUCAGCAGGGAAUUCAGGCCCAUUUGCAUCAACUGUAGCUAAUACUGCACCUUGGAUUAUGACGGUCGCUGCAAGCUACUUGGACCGAAGUUUUCCAACCACGGUGAAGCUAGGUAAUGGACAAGUUUUCAAAGGUUCAUCUCUUUAUCAUGGUAUUCGAUCGACCAAAAGUUUGCCCCUUGUUUAUGGAAAGGCCGCACCUAAUCGCACUGACCAAGAUGCUAGGUACUGCAUCAGUGGUUCCUUGAAUCCCGAACUGGUCAAAGGAAAGAUUGUUGUCUGCCAGCGAGGCAUAAACUCUCGCACUGGUAAAGGUGAGCAAGUAGAGAUGGCAGGAGGAAUGGGCAUGCUUCUACUGAACUCAGAAGACGAAGGAGAAGAGCUUUUCGCAGACCCCCACAUCUUACCAGCAACUUCAUUAGGUGUGCUAGCUGCAAAUGCCAUUAAAAAAUACGUGAAUGUAACAAAGAAACCAAUGGCUUCAAUAACUUUUGAGGGAACAGUAUAUGGUUCUCCAGCGCCAAUAAUUGCGGCAUUCUCUUCAAGGGGACCUAGCCCCAUUGCACCUGAGGUAAUAAAGCCCGACGUGACAGCACCAGGCAUGAAUAUCUUAGCAGCAUGGCCACCCACGGUGAGUCCAACCCGACUAAUGAGUGACAAAAGGAGUGUCGAGUUUAACAUAAUUUCAGGUACAUCUAUGUCCUGUCCUCAUGUUAGCGGUGUAGCGGCCCUUCUCAAGUCAGUGCACCCAAACUGGUCGCCUGCAGCAAUCAAGUCCGCCUUGAUGACGACCUCUUACACCCUAAACAACAAAAGACGUCCCAUUGCGGACGCCAAAAAUCUUAGUAACUCCGAACCAGCAAGUCCUUAUGCUUUUGGGUCUGGACAUGUAAACCCUGAAAAAGCUUCAGAUCCUGGGUUAGUCUACGAUAUCACCAUCUCGGAUUACCUGAAGUAUAUCUGCACUCUUAACUACACCUCUUCUCAGAUUGCUCUAUUAGCUCGGAGAAGAUACAUUUGCCCAACAAAUGGACUUACUCAGGCAGGCGACUUGAACUACCCUUCUUUCGCUCUAAAUUUCGUACGUGGCACCACAAAUUCUACCAUAACGUAUAUGAGAACUGUGACUAAUGUUGGGAAACCCAACAGUAAUUAUAGAGUGCAAGUCAGCCAGCCGGAUGGAGUUAUGAUUAAUGUUAGACCAAAGAAAUUAAAGUUUAAGAAGGUUGGACAGAAGCUUAGUUACAAGGUGAGCUUCAUGACUACAACAACACUCACCGCUUCUUCUUUCGGAUCGCUGGUCUGGGUGUCAGGAAAAUAUUCAGUUCGAAGUCCUAUAGCAAUAAACUGGCUGUAAUAUAUAAACAAUUAUACAAAAUCUAGCACUAAUUAUCGGUUGGUCUAUUCCCCGUAGUGACCAAAAGGUACAAAUAGAUCCCAAACCAGAAAGUAACAAAAUGAUUAAUGACCAGACUUUUGAGCAAAAGCCCAUACAAAGUAUCUAUACUAUGACUUUGUAAUCGAAGAAAACUUUAUGAAAUAAGAUGGGAUCAGCAGAGAUGUUACAUCAUCUGUAGUUAGUAGUUA